Oryzias latipes (Japanese medaka) is the source of this 2174-nucleotide messenger RNA. RefSeq names its product interleukin-17 receptor A. Lineage: Eukaryota; Metazoa; Chordata; Actinopteri; Beloniformes; Adrianichthyidae. The record is from RefSeq and is a predicted model, not a curated record. Gene Ontology annotation, molecular function: interleukin-17 receptor activity.
CAUAAGACUGCUAAUUUUAGUUUUUCUAACAGAGUUUGAUGCAUUCUGUCAACCAACUAUUAGUACCGGUACAUUCAUCUUUCACGUUGUCAGUGUUUGUCGGAGUGAAAGUGACAAACCUACUUCCUGUGUUCGUAGAUGCAAAAGCCUGAUAAAAGGCAAGCAAAAGCGCUACUUGUCAACUUCUGUAAGAGAUGAACGGUUUUCCAAAUCUAAGUAGAUUAUUUACUUUAUCAUCUUUGGCUUUAAAAGUUUGACCUUUUCUUGAUAUUUUUUCUCCAUGGGACUUCCACCAUGAUGACCAUUUUUUUGUUUUUAUGCUUUUGUCUGGCUGCUGAAGCCUCUCUGAAGAUACUGGACUGCAGCAAUAAGGGUCUUUACAACUGCACCCGUAGAGCAAAUAAUGGCUGCUUGGAUAAAAGUGAUACUGCUCUCAGAAGGUUUUCCCCAAAUGACCCUUGGGUAACUCUUGACCCCAGAGAACAUUUAAAUUCUCUUGUUGUGAAUGUCACUUGGACCAUGAAGCCAGACGAUUCAAUUACUGCCGUUAUCGGAACGAGGAUAAGAAUUGUGGAUGAAAUGACGACUGAAAGUGUGUGUGUGCAGUAUUCAUACACGUUUCAAAAAUCACUGUCAAAAAAUGAAAAGUGGAGCUUUUCCAUGGCUCUUGUGGCAGAGCCUAAACAUAUCUACACCGUGACAGUUUUUAAUCUGCCAGAACCUGACUACGGAGACUACAGGGUCAAAAAGCAAAUUAGCAUACCAGGGUGUGAAAACAGAAUCAUUGAAAGGUUCCGGAUCUGUCUGGAGAAUGGUAGCUUGUGGGAUCCCAGAAUCUCAGUUUUAUUUACCAGUGGGAAACCAAAGGACUCGGUCAUAGUGACUUUUAAAACUGCCCAGCAUGCUGACAGAUACCAAGUUUCCAUCCAAAUCAAUAGUUUUACAUACUCAAAAAACAUCUCAAAGGAAAACAGGACAUCAGUGAAUGUCACACUUGAAGUUGAUUCUUGGAGGUUUGGAGCAUGUAAAGCUUUGGUGACAAUCCAACCAUUUUUUCUGCGCUGCAAGAAUCACUGCAAGACUGCUGAAAAAAGAUUCAAUCACUGCAAAGAUAAAACUCCAUUACAGACUCUAACCAUUUAUUUGGUUUUGGGGCUGCUGCUUGUGGUUUCUGCUUGCCUUGCUUACUUAGGGUUUCAGGGUCUUCAUACAGAUCAUUCAAACACAUCCCCAUCUACAGCUGAAGAGCAACCACAAAUCCUUCAGGUUCAAGAGAGGAAACGUGUGCUCAUCAUCUACUCCCUUGACCAUCCUUUGUACAAAAACAUUGUUCUCAAGUUUUGUGCUUUCCUUAUGACCAAAUGUGGGACGGAAGUAGUUCUGGACCUGCUGGAUUCAACUAGGCUGGCAGUGCUGGGAAGCAUUCAGUGGUUGGACUGGCACAAAGAACAAAUUGAGAACUCAUCAGAUAAGAUACUCAUUCUUUGCUCACAGGGAGUACAAGCCAAAUGGAGAGCCAUGUGCAGUGGCAAACGGGUUUUUCUGAGAGAGGAUGCCUGCUCACUCGCAGGUGACAUGGUCACUCCAUUCUUCACCCUCAUGCUCCCCCACUUUAUCCAGUCUGUGUCAUUUAAAAAGUACAUCAUAGCUUACUUUGAUGAAAUUUGCUCAGAGGAAGAUGUUCCUUCUCCUUUCAACGUGACAGUACGGUACAAGCUGAUGAAAGAGUUCGAGGAAGUAUUUUUUCGAAUCCUGGACACAGAGAAACAUGAACCAGGCCGGAUAAAGCAAAUCGUUGGACUAUCAGAGGACAAAUAUCAUGAGUGUCCCUCAGGCAGAGCCCUGCGGGAUGCCUUAGAAGCUUUUCAAGUCCUUCAGAGGGAGCAGCCACAGUGGUUUGAGGAGGAAUUACUCCAAAGCUCAGAGUUGGAGGAUGGACCGGAAUCCGAUGACAUGUAUGAAUACUCAAGAACAAUGACUAACCACCUGGUGUGCACUAUGUUUGACCCAGUCCAAGCUGUGAAUCAUGUGGAAACAGAAGAAGAUAAUUUCUCCAUACAUGAAAUGGAUAUGCACCUGGAUAAAAAGCUUCAAAUGUGCUCAACUUUAGAGUUCAAUUCUAAUGCUGUUGAGCACAAUCAUCAGCUAUUGUAAAAUAAAACUGGAUAAAAGUC